Messenger RNA from Perca flavescens (yellow perch), 1434 nucleotides. Its product is annotated as mucin-5AC. The record is from RefSeq and is a predicted model, not a curated record. The transcript is spliced from 5 exons. The coding region runs from base 1 to 1275 and encodes 424 amino acids. Lineage: Eukaryota; Metazoa; Chordata; Actinopteri; Perciformes; Percidae.
AUGCUAUUGAAGGGCGGGUCUUGGCGUGGCCGUAGUAAAGGAGACAAAACUCAGUGCGCAGAAACGAAACUUAAGGUGUCUGCUGACGCAGGAACUAAAGUAGAGACGAGGUGCAGCCUGACGGUUCAGAGGGACCCCAGGACCCACAGAGACCACACAGGACCCAGACUGGUCACUGCAGAGCCGCUGGUCAGCCGGGGGAAGACGAAGAUGAAGAUGAAGCUGCUUUAUGCUCCCAUGGUGAUGGUAGUGAUGUCAGCAUUGGUCGGACUCACAUCUACAACUCCCAAAACUACAACUCCUAAACCGACGACUACAACUCCUAAAACUACAACUCCUAAACCGACGACUACAACUCCUAAACCGACGACUACAACUCCUAAAACUACAACUCCUAAACCGACGACUACCACGCGAAGAUGGACCACCACAACAGGAGCUUCUGGACUAAAUUUAAAUGGGAAGAUGUUCACUUUGUCUCGUAAUGGAGGAGGAAUAUCCUUCUAUUCACCCUCUUAUUCUCCUACCACACCCUCUUACACCACCCAUAGAUACACCACCACCCCCAGACCAACCACCACUCGUCCCUACUACACCACCACCCCCAGACCAACCACCACUGGUCCCUGGACCACAGCACCUCCUACUAGAGGUGUGUCCGUGUGUCUGCGUUACCUGACCGAAUAUCAAGCAGACAUCCCCAAAAUCUUCACACUCAGUCCAUCCGGCAGAAGGCCUCUGCAAAUGGGAGUCAGUUCUACAGGGGGGUACGGACUAUCCUUUGACAGAUAUGGUUAUUACAACCUGUACUUGCAACCUUACAUAAGGUUCUCGCCACACAUCUAUUCGGAAAUCUGGACCAGAGUCUGCCUCACUGUGGACACCAUGAAGAAUGUGGCCCAGGUGUUCAGCGGCUCAAACAUGAGCAUCAGGAAGAUGCUGCCUACUAAUUAUGUCUGGUCAGGUGAGCCUGUGAUUGAUUUUUCAGGUUUUGAUGGUCAGGUGACAGGUGUCCAGGUCUGGGAUUAUCCUCUCAACUACAGAGAAGUCUUCAACUACAUGAACUACAGGUCUUACUCUGGCUCCGCCCUCUCCUGGUCCUACAUCAGCUACUCCCCCAGAGGAAACGUCCUGUUGGAGGACGCCUAUCAACCGCAGUGGCAGGACCAACAGCCAAUCAGACGCAGCAAGGACAGGAAAUGGAGUCGGCCAAAGGGAGAGAAGAAGACAUGGGAGUUUUUCCAUUUUAACGAGGGAAAGAGAGAACAGCUUUAAUUAAACACACAACGCCAGGCGACAAAGGCUGUAGCCUCAGUUUUUCACUUAAUAAUCAAUCAAGCAACAAUUAAUGACAAAUGACAUUAAAGGACAAUUCUGGCACAAAAUAACCCUAGGGGGUUAAUAACAGAUGUGUGCCGAGUCAGCCGUUCUCUG